AUGUCGUCCAACGACAAUGCAGCAGCAGCACCGGGGAAGCGGCGCUCCCGAAAGUCGAUUGCAGUGAUGCCGAAUGCGGCCGCAACAAACAACAACGUACCGGAGGGAGGGAGCAAGGAGAGCACAUCAUUAGCAUUGAAGCCGAAGAAGAAAUCGAGGUCGAAGAGUCUGGGGCCGGGAGGACUGGACGCGAACGGUGGUGCGAGUGCGGAGAAUGGGUUGAAGAGUGGCAGUGGGAAUGGGAGGAGGGAAUCUCUCGCCCCCGCAGCCACCGUAAAAUCAAUCCUCAAACCCACCCUCCCCAUCUCCCCCCUCAAGCCCAUCCCCGCGCACCGCACGCGCUCCAGCCGUGCCCCCCUUCCCCCCUUCACCAUGGCGCCCACACACACCGCCGCAGGCCCCUCUAGCAAACCGCCCAAAACACCCGCCACCACCACCCCCUCCUCUUCCGCCAGCGCCCUUAACUUCAACCCCCCACCCCCCACCACCACCGUCCCCAUCCGCACCGAAGAGGAGCAGCAGCGCCGAGCCGAGAUCCUCGCCGCCCGUGCUGCCCGCCGCCAGUCAAUGGGCAACCGCCGCGUCUCGUUUGCGCCAGAGGCUACCCUCCACACGUGGGACGUCAUCGAGUACUACCCGGGCACAACUGGCACGCCCGGCUCAUCGAGCAGCGGCAGCAGCAACGCCAGCACCCCCGCCAACAGGGGGCCCGGGAAUCUCAGCACUAUCGAAGCAACGCCUACAGAGACGUCGCUCGCAGCAGACGACACGCCGGUGCGGCUACCGGAGGCGCUGGGCGGCGGUGGGCAGGACCCAGUAACACCCAUGGGCGCGGCCCAGCAGAAGAGGAAUUUCGAGUCGCCGGUGUUUUCGUCGUCGCCGUUCUCGUCCAGCCCCGAGAGUGCGUUUGGGGGGAUUGUGCAGGGAGACGACGGUAGUGAGCUGGACUCGGAGUCGGAGUCGGGCUCGGAGGACGAUGAUGAUGAGCCUGGCGUGGGGGAUCGCACGUUCAUGACUAUGGGCGGGGAUGAGACGAUGGGGGAGCUGACGAUGGACAUUGCAGACGACGAGGUGACGGGCGCUGGGUUUGGGGCCUUCGGGAAGCGCAAGGCGUGGAAAUUGGAGGGCAGCACUGAGACCGUCGAGGACCCUACGGGCGACGAUGAUGAAGGCGAACAGAAAGCUGCAACAACAACAGCAACACCGAAAGAAGACGAAGAAGAAGAAGGAGGGGAAAUGACGAUGGAGAUGACACGCGCCGUGGGCGGGGUUCUUCCUGCGGUGGUUGAGUAUCCGGCGCUGCCGGUGUCGAAGGAGGACGCUAACCAAGAAGAAGAUGAUGGCGGUGAAAUGACGAUGGAUAUGACUCGCGCCAUUGGCGGUGUUCUCCCACCGACGUUCAGCAACCCGUAUGUCGAGAAGGAGAAGGAGGAGGAGGAGGACGCGGGCAUGGAUAUGACCAUGGACAUGACCCGCCCCGUCGGCGGGAUUCUGUCCAGCGCCGCCAACGCUCUACAACGUGCCACACGGAAAUCACUUGGCUUCCUCACCUCCGCACCUUCGGCCCCCCCAGCAGCUGCGCCGGCGGCCGACGAAGACGGAAUGACGAUGGACAUGACCGUUGCCCUCGGCGGCAUCCUCUCCAAGGCCCCCGAGACCGAACCAGAGCCACCGUCCUCGCCGAUGGGUGGGGAUAUGACAAUGGAUAUGGAUAUGACACGGCCCAUCGGCGGCAUCAUCUCUGCUGCGCCUGCUAAGCCUGCUGCGCGCUUUGCAUCGUCGUCGCCUGCGAGCUCUGAUGCGGAGAACGAGGAGAUGACGAUGGAGUUUACGUCUGUGAUUGGCGGGAUCAUCGGGGAGGGGGCCAAGACUGGUGGGCGGAGAAGCUCACUGGCCAGAGGUGGCGGCGCAGGGAAGCUCAUGAGCGGCGCGGAAUGGGCGAAACAGCAGGAGGCGCAGAAGAACGGGGAUAAGGAGAACAAGGAAGAUGAGGAUGAGGAUGAGGAUGAAGAAGAUGGCGAGGGAGGUGGAGAUAUGGACUUUACGGUGGCAGUGGGCGGGAUAAUCUCUAAACAGGCUGAAGCACCACCGGCAUCGACAUUCCCGGGCAAGGACACGGGCGUGAACGAAGACAGCGACGACGAGGAUGACGAUGGCGAUGUGGACAUGGACGGCGUCACGAUGGACAUCACGACUGCCAUUGGCUCAAUCCUGCCCUCCAAAACCGAUACCCAGGACGAGUGGACACCCGCGUCGAUUCCUGCGACGGCCGAGGAGGAGGCCAAGGACAUCACUUCGUCGCCCACGCCGGCCAAGCGCGGCGGGAGAAGCAGGAGGAGCAGCAGUGCUACGAGUACCGCUUCACCGCGAGUCACCCGCAGUGCCCGAAAGACGCCCGAUGCGCCGCCGCACGCCGAAGAAAAGAAGGCCGCCGAGAGCACCCCCGAAGCCAAAGCAGAGACUCCCGUCCAGAAGCGGCAGACACCGACCAGGAAGGCAGCGACACCAAAAUCGAAGAGCGCAACACCAAAGAACCAAGGCAAGAAGCCCGCCGAAACACCCACACCCAAAACCGAAACUCCCGCCCUAGCCGAACCUGCAAAGCCCGACUUCGUCUUCGCGACCCCUCAGAAGAAGACACCCGCUCCCUUCUCGCAGCCGCAGACACCGCCGGGGCAGGCCACACCCGCCAUCCCCCCGCGCCCAAAAACACCCAGUAAGCACACGCCAAUGAUCCAGACGCCGCUGCGCCAAGUCACGACCCACGGCUUCUCCCUCAGCACCAAGAAGCCCAACACCUUCCCGACGUCGCCGUCGCCCGCCAACCGCAUCACCACCCCGCGCACCGACGCCCCAGGCUCACCAAGCACCACCAAGGGCGUCGGCAUCAACAAGCUCGGCCUGGGCUCACCGCGCGUCGCCGCGAAGCUCUCGGCCAGAAAGAGCCUCACCGAGACCACGCUCCCCUUCUCGCCCCUCGCGGUCCCGAAGGACCUCCUGAAGGCCAGCAAAGCCGACGACGCCGCAGACCGCGAAGAGGAGCAGAAGGAGCGCGAGCAGGAGCUCGAGCGCCGCAAGGGCCUCGACCUCAAGAGCCGCAUCGACCUGCUGACGCCGCGCAAGGCGGCGAGAAAGAGCCUUGCGUAUGGUGCGCUGCUGCAGGGGAAGCGGGAGAGGGAUGAGGACGUGACGGGGAGCUAUCUUGGUGGUGGGAAGCGGCGGAAGAGCUUUGAGGCUGCGACGACGACGCCGGCGAGGAGGAACUUUGACUUUGAUAAGGCGCCGAGUCUGCCGACGCCGGGGCAGGGAAGGACGCCCAGGAAGAAGGCUGUCACGAUUGCGGCGGAGCCGGUGGUGGCUAGUAGUCCGAUGGCGCCGCCGCCGCCGCCGCUGAAGCCGGUGGUGGCAGAUGAGAAGAUGGAAGAGUCGUCCGAGGAGGAGAUUGAAGAGCAGGAGGAGGAAGAGAGGAUCACGCUGCAGCAGUUCUUGUCCAUGACGAGUAUCAGCUUCCUCGACGGGCUCACGACCACCAAGCGGCGGCAGACCGGCUUUCCAGGCCUCGAGCUGCGCCGUGGCGCGGGGCGCCGCAGCGACAUGGGCGGCGGCGACGACGAGGAGGCCGAGGCGCCGAUGGGCGACUGCGUGAUUGCCGGCGCGUGCACCGUGCCCAUGCUGGAGAUGUUCCAGCACUCGUGCCGCGAGCUCAAGCAGUACAUCAAGGAGGGCCGCGACAUCGUGCGCGAGAUCGAGCAGGACACGGCCGACGACAACCCGCCGCUGUUCCGCGAGUACCUCGACGCGCCGCCCGACAUCAAGGUCAUCAUGGACACGCAGUUCAAGAACGUCAAGACGCACGCGCGCUUCCUCGCCAGGGGCAUCUGGUACAAGUGGCGCCGCCAGCUCAUGGAGGGCGUCAAGACCGCGCUCGAGAGCAACCUGCACGACAUGAAGGGCGACGAGGCGGCGCUGGCGGCGGCCCAAGAAGCCGCAGAGGCCACGCUGCCGGCGCUGAAGGCGCGCUUCGAGGCGGCGGCGAGGACGGCCGCGAGGAUGGAGGAGGCGAGGCGCCGCAUCGAGAACGACGAUAAGGAGCAGCUGACGCAGGCGCAGGAGGGGCUGAAGACCGUCACGCAGCGCAUCGAGGAGGUCAAGCUGAGACUCGCGCAGCGCAGCAAGGAGCUUGCAGAAGUCAACACGCACAUCGAGGCCAAGGGCGCGCGCAAGGCCGCGCUGCAGUCGGCAAUCGACGAGGCGGAGCGCGUGAAGGAGCAGAAUCGAGGCUGGAGCGAAGACGAGGUUGCGGGCUGGGCGGCGAGGGCCACGGCGCUCGAGAAGCAGUACGGAUGGGCCGUUGUGGGCGUGCAGGGGGCCGUCGUGGAGCUCUCGUUCCUGCGGCAGCUGCGCGUGCUGUGGGAUGCGACGGGCGCGCGGUCGGCGACGGUCGAGUACAUGACUGCGGCGGUGCGGAAGCCGUCGGACCCGCUGCCGCUGGAGAGCACGGAGCGCGAGUUCUUCGUCGGCGCGCUGAACGCGCGGCUUGCGGGUGGGGCGGCGGGGCGGACGCUGAAGGGCGCGGUGGCGGAGGUUGAUGCGUUCUGGCGGCGGUGCCUGGGCGUUGCGGAGGAGAUUGAGCGGGUGCGGGGGUGGUACCCGGUGGUGGUGGUGCGGGAGGCGGAGGGGGAGGGGGAGGGGCGGUUGCUGGUGGCGAUUAAGGUGCUGGUGGCGGAGGUGCGGAGUAAGGUUGUCAUUGAGGUUGUUGUGGACGCGGACCUGGGCGUGAGUAGUGCGGCGAGGGUGGUGUAUGGCGGCGUCAAUGGGGAGGCGGUGGGCGAGUUUGUGGGGAAGAUGCUGGGCGUGGAGGGCGCGUGGAGGGCCGUGGUGGAUGGUGUGGUCGGCAGGUGUGUGGACGGGAGGAGGCGCGGUGGGGUGGGCGUGCCGACGAAGGCGUAG
Molecule: messenger RNA, 4950 nt
Organism: Morchella sextelata
Lineage: Eukaryota; Fungi; Ascomycota; Pezizomycetes; Pezizales; Morchellaceae
Exons: 2
Coding region: 1-4950 (1649 amino acids)
Biological process (GO): protein localization to kinetochore; mitotic sister chromatid biorientation; mitotic spindle assembly checkpoint signaling
Source: RefSeq, a predicted model, not a curated record